This is a messenger RNA of Eriocheir sinensis (Chinese mitten crab), 855 nucleotides long. Its product is annotated as tigger transposable element-derived protein 1-like. The record is from RefSeq and is a predicted model, not a curated record. The coding region runs from base 1 to 855 and encodes 284 amino acids. NCBI's taxonomy places the organism in Eukaryota, Metazoa, Arthropoda, Malacostraca, Decapoda, Varunidae. Gene Ontology annotation, molecular function: nucleic acid binding. The transcript is spliced from 2 exons.
AUGUGGAGGGCAAACAAGAAAGCCUGGACAACCAGGCAGUUCUUCACGGAGUGGUUUGUGGAGGUGUUUGCACCUGCAGUGAAGACAUACCUAAUAGAGAAGAAUCUACCACUCAAGGCCCUCCUGUUGAUGGACAAUGCCCCCGCACACCCUCCAGGCGUGGAAGAAGAAUUGGAGCUCACUCUGAGGGAGUUUUGGAAGAAUCACUUCAAUAUCCUCCACUGCCUGAAGCUUAUAGAUAAAGCCUGGGGUCAAGUUUCUGUGAGGUCCUUGCAGUCUGCCUGGAAAAAUCUGUGGCCGACCUGUGUGACAGCCAAGGAUUUUGAGGGAUUCGAGCCUUCAGUCCAGGAGUCUGCUGUGGUGGAGGACAUUGUGUCUCUGGGGAGGGCCAUAGGCAUUGAGGUGGACAGUGAUGAUGUGGAGGAGCUGGUGCAAGCACACUCUGAAGACCUCACCACUGACGAGCUGCGUCAACUUCACCAGGAACAGCUGCAGGAGGUAACUGAGGAGCUGUCUUCAGGGGAGGAGGAGGGGAACAGCAAGGAAAGUGUCUCCACUGCAGAGAUCAAGAAGUAUUUGCGGCAGUGGACAGAGUUGGGAAACUUCUUGGAGAGGUGCCACCCUGAUAUUGCUGCCGUACACAGAAACAUAAACCAGUUUGAUGAAAAUAUGAUGCAGCAUUUCAGAGACAUUUUGAAAAAAAGGCAAAGGCAGAUCACAUUAGACAGAUUCUUAUUGAAAAAGGAAUCUAGUGAGAGUGCAAGUGUUAGUGAGCCACAGCCCUCCACUAGUGGGUUCACAGGAAUCACACCAGGAGACGAGUUACCAGACGGUGACUCGUCCUCCGACGAAUAA